Colletotrichum navitas is the source of this 1950-nucleotide messenger RNA. Its product is annotated as zinc-responsiveness transcriptional activator. The record is from RefSeq and is a predicted model, not a curated record. Lineage: Eukaryota; Fungi; Ascomycota; Sordariomycetes; Glomerellales; Glomerellaceae. Gene Ontology annotation, biological process: regulation of transcription by RNA polymerase II. The transcript is spliced from 3 exons. The coding region runs from base 1 to 1950 and encodes 649 amino acids. Gene Ontology annotation, molecular function: RNA polymerase II cis-regulatory region sequence-specific DNA binding; DNA-binding transcription factor activity, RNA polymerase II-specific. Gene Ontology annotation, cellular component: nucleus.
AUGCCAGAUCACGAACACGAUCACUUUCUGGGCGGGACUCUCUCAGUUUCCCAUGAUGAAUCUUGUCUGGACUUGAAGUACGACCACAUCGCCUGCAGAGGCCCCGAAAACAAUCAUCAGCACCACCCGGUACCCAACCAUAACCACCCUCGAAUCAACCUGAACUCGAUACCGAUGCUUCAGCGAAGACACCACAGCAUCUCUACAAUGCCCGGUUUACCCAACUUCUUUGACACCAAGACCCAGUCGCCUGUGGGCUUUGGCCCGAAUGCCCUCAUGUCGCCAACCGCCCAUGUGGACUUCGCUGCCAUGAUCCGUACCGACUCCAGUCCUAACGUUGAGGAUGAUAGUACCUCGGCGGCAUGCAGCAGUCUGGACUGUAAUCAGUGUGCAAGCGACUGUGGUGCCAGCGAGGCCGGCGAUAUCUGUCGAGAUGCCGAGUGCGGCCCAGCCUGUGACGACUAUGACUGCGAGCGGGCUGCUUCCUGUGAAGACGCCGAGUGUCUGUCUCGCUCGCUCUCGGAGAAGGACAAAGCCGCUGCCGGCGUGUUGGCAUCUUUCGGCGGAGAGAACUCCUUGGGUCAAGAUGCGAUGGCUACUUCCUCGAUGUCUUCCCUGCAAACUUCACAGUUUUUUUCGGGCCAGGCUUCUUUCGACAACGGGUUGAUGGCAACAGCCAACCAAAGUUCUUUCCACAAUGGGGGAUUGCCCUCAACGGUGGCCCAAUCAAUGAACAUGGAUGGAUUUUAUCAAUGCGAUCUGGACUCCCUUCCUGCCACCUAUAUGGACGCAAGUAUGCACGGCAACUUCGACUGGGCAUCAUGGGCGGCACACAUUGCCAAUGAGCAUUCCUCUGGGGCCUGUGUGCGUCCCUGUUUGAUGGAGCAAAAUCUACCUUUCGACAACAAGAAGUGCCCCAUACCUCACCAGGUGUUCACCCAUCCAGGUCAGGAGUAUUUCUGCGUGCCCUCGGACCAGACAAACUUUGUUGCGUGUGGCGCUGAAUUCAACAACACUGCGGAUCUUAUCGAGCAUAUCUUUACGCAACAUCAGCACCAGCAUACAGAAGGAGAGCCAAUCAACUUUUUCUCGGAAGUACACCCACCUACGCUGCCUCUGAUGGCUUCCCAACAUCAGCACACACAUACUCAUUCCCACUCACCGGGCAACAUACAAGCCUCUACGAAAGUUCCCCCCAACAGAGAAUCUUCAAACUCCUCUAUCUCUCGGCGCCUGACAACUUCAUCACCAGUGACAUCCCCCAACACCCUCCCUUCUGCGGCCAGCCCCAACACGUUGGAACAGUUCGCUUGUAAGUGGCACAAUGAAGGGGGCGGAAAGACCUGUGGGUUGAUUUUCCAAGAUGAUGAGGGCCUGCAGAACCAUUGCCGCGAGCAGCACCUCAAACAUUUGAACAAGACGGACAAUGGCUUUAGAUGUCGGUGGGAGGGCUGUUCUCGAGACGGACAAUUCACGCAGAAGAGCAAGCUAGAGCGACAUCUGCAAACACACACUGGUUUCAAGCCAGUCAAGUGCGGAAUCUGCGGCCUGGCACUAUCUGCGAAACAGUCCCUUGCUCAGCACAUGCGCAUCCACACUGGAGAAAAGCCGUGGGCAUGUCAACAUCCAGGCUGCGAUGCUGCUUUCAAGCAACAGAGCGCGCUGACUAUGCAUAUGCGAACCCAUACAGGCGAGAAGCCUCUGAGCUGUGAGGUCUGCGGCAAGGCGUUCGGCGAGUCUUCCAACCUGUCCAAGCACCGCAAAACCCACAAUGUCAAAGGCGCAUUCAAGUGUGAUUUCUGCGACAAGGACUUCCAUAGACUUGACCAGAAACGAAGGCACGAGAAGACUCAUAGACCCAAGGAAAAUGGCGGCGCUGCAAUGGACAUUGAAACUUCCCAAACCAUCAGAAGGACUCAGGGCGGCCGAGUCACGAAGAAUACGAAAUGA